GUUGUUCAAUGGGGUGGGCAGUCAUCAUUCUUGAUUGUGACAUAAAAUUUGUCCAUAAAUAAGCAAUUAUAUGAAGGUGAGUGGACAAAAAGGAGUUGCCCACAAAAAAAUUAUAAGCAAAAGUCCCUACAGACAGGAGAAAUCAAGAAAAAAAAGAGGGAAAAUGCCUUGUCUUGAUAUUUCAACCAACGUUAACCUCGAUGGAAUCAACACAGAUUCAAUCUUUUCCGAACUCACAAAGGCUGUUUCUCAAAUCAUCGGAAAACCUGAAAAAUUUGUGAUGAUUCUGUUAAAAGGUUCUGUAACCUUAACAUUUGGAGGGAAUAAGGAACCAGCAGCAUUGGCAGAAAUUGUAUCAAUGGGUGGCAUCAACACUGAAGUAAAAAGGAAGCUGAUUGCUACACUUGGUUCAAUUUUAGAGAACAAAUUGUAUAUUCCGAGAACAAGAUUUGUCCUAAAGGUGUUUGAUACAACAAUGGGGAGACAAAACUCCAAACUUUAAACUAUGAAUUUAUGAAUGAAUUUUCGUGCUUUGAAAUAAAAUUUCGAUGUUUUGAUA
Olea europaea var. sylvestris is the source of this 559-nucleotide messenger RNA. RefSeq names its product macrophage migration inhibitory factor homolog. The transcript has 2 exons. Gene Ontology annotation, molecular function: phenylpyruvate tautomerase activity. The record is from RefSeq and is a predicted model, not a curated record. NCBI's taxonomy places the organism in Eukaryota, Viridiplantae, Streptophyta, Magnoliopsida, Lamiales, Oleaceae. Bases 71 to 502 code for a protein of 143 amino acids.